CAUGCCCGGCCGUUUCAACUAGGACUGGCCUGACGAUCAUACAAACGCCGAAUACCAGAUUAGUGCAGCUGUGUGGGGGCUACAAAAAUCCAGCCAUCUCAUUUCGUUCGAGAACUCCUGUUCCCCUCCAACGAGCCGAUACAACUCUCUCCUACGCAGGUUUUGGUAGGGCUAUUAUUCCUGCAAUCGUGAGCGACCACAUUCCCCCAUCCCCAUAGAAAGCAUAUUCCCAUCCUCUCGUUCGAUCAUAUCAUGUCAAGCGCUGGAGGAAGCGAACUAUCGAGGAAGCCAAAGGUCCUAAUUGCAUGCUUUGAUGGUACGGCAGCAUCUUAUGACGCGAAGAAUUCGAAUGUCGUAAAGUUCGUCUCAUUGUUAAAGAAAGAUACAGAUAUCCAACUCUGCUAUUACCAGGCCGGUGUUGGGACGUAUUUUGCUCCUGGAGUGGUGUCCCCCAUGUUCAUUUGGCUUGCGAAGAUCUUGGAUGAGGCAUUUGCAUGGUACCUGGACGCCCAUAUUAUGGAGGGUUACAGGUUCUUGAUGGAAAAUUACCUGCCUGGCGAUAAGAUUUGUCUUUUCGGCUUUUCUCGAGGAGCAUAUGCCGCACGUGCGUUAGCAGGAAUGUUGCACAAGGUUGGACUGCUUCCAAAAUCCGACCUCCAACAAAUUUGCUUUGCCUAUAAUGCAUAUAAGCAGACUGGUGUACAGGCAGAUGCGCUUGCUGCAGGAUUUAAGCAGACAUUUUCGCGUGUCGUCCAGGUGGAGUUUGUAGGGGUCUGGGAUACCGUACAAAGCACUGGGGUUCUCUGGAGCCAGAGACUGCCAUUCACAGACUCCAACUCCUUGAUCAAGACAUUUCGCCACGCUUUGGCUCUCGACGAGCACCGCGUUAAAUUCAUACCAGAUCUUUACCGUCGGUCUCAGACAGAUACACCUGAUCCGGAAUUUGUCGAGUUGUCAAAAUUAUCUGAAGCUGUUACAGUUUUGGAAGACAGUGUUUCCGACGGUAUUGGUUCGCUGCGAAAUAAGCUCCUUCAAACUAUGAAACGUGCGAAGAAGUUCAUGGGGAAGUUUCAAGGGCUGAAGCGUGGUUUCACCAAGACAAUCUUGCGCCGGCGAAGCAACAUCGAGAUUGUUUCUGAGAAGCCUGUGGAAACUACCGUCGUUAAGGAUCAGACAAGUGUGCAAGUGCUUGACAUCCCUGACAUAGAGCCGACACUGCCAUCAGAUGUUAUGGAAGUCUGGUUUUCCGGAUGUCAUACUGACAUAGGUGGCGGAGAUGUUGAGAACUCUGUCGAGGUCUCGUUGGCACAAGUCACUCUUCACUGGAUGGUUGAGCAGGUCAUCCUGUCUAACUGUGGCAUUGUUUUUGAUGAAGAAGCUCUUGAGCGUGUCGGCAUGCCAUUAUCGAGCUUUCCUCCUUCGCAAACGCCUCCUGCUAUUGAGGAUCCGACCGGCAAGUCACAACUGAUGACGGACAAUUCUUGUUCGAGCGCUGCGUCUAUCGACGUUGUAUCGCCUUUUACAGAAGUAGCCUCACCUGCCCCUUCCAGCCCUCCUGCUGGUUCACCCACUGCACCCCCAAUCCCAAAUCCCCAAACUUGCGAUGCUCUAGCUCCUUUGUUUGACCAGCUGCAGAUCCAAAAAGCUUGGUGGCUUCUUGAGAUCCUGCCCCUUCCAUGUGUGUGGCAAGAUGCGCAUGGAAAAUGGCACACAAAAUGGCGGAUCCAUCUGGGUAAAGGUCGUGUUAUUCCCUACCGGCAUCCCAAGUUUCAUUCAUCCGUCAAGGAGCGUAUGGACUACGCGCCCUUGAAGUACAAGCCACGAUCGAUAUACCUACGCGACCAAGUAGCUUUUGUGUGAUGACGAUGACGACUCGACCUCCAUACGACCUCUAUCCAUGGUAGAAAUCUUUAGACCCAUAACACGAGUGUGCUUGAGGAUAUUCCCUGUAAUAUUCCAAGACCUCGAUAUAUCGGACUUGUUUAUAACUUGU
Molecule: messenger RNA, 1993 nt
Organism: Suillus bovinus
Lineage: Eukaryota; Fungi; Basidiomycota; Agaricomycetes; Boletales; Suillaceae
Exons: 10
Coding region: 253-1860 (535 amino acids)
Source: RefSeq, a predicted model, not a curated record